GGUCAUCUUUAGACUGACGGGCUACCGCUGGCCAUUCUGGCUCCCCCCGAAGCAGUCCAGUUGUUAAAAAAGCUCUAGGUCCACCCGUCUGGAGUUGUACGCGCUUCCUUUUAUUAUUAUUAUUUUUUAUUUGAUUUGAUUUUUCCAUGUGAGGCUGCAGCAGAGAGGCACACAGCAGACAUCCUCAGGUUUGAAUUCGGACAAUCGUCGCUGGCUGGCUGCUGUUCAGAUGUUGGGAGACAAGGCUCAAGGUGUGGCUUUGAAGGUAAUGGAAUACACGUAUGACGAUGACCUGGAAGAGUUGUGUCCUGUGUGUGGAGACAAAGUGUCCGGGUACCACUACGGUCUGCUCACCUGUGAGAGCUGCAAGGGCUUCUUCAAGAGGACAGUACAGAACAACAAACGGUACACAUGUGCCGAGAACCAGGAGUGUAAAAUAGACAAGACCCAGAGGAAGAGAUGUCCCUUCUGCCGCUUCCAGAAAUGCCUCAAUGUCGGCAUGCGUCUCGAAGCGGUGCGCGCAGAUCGCAUGCGUGGGGGGAGGAAUAAAUUUGGCCCCAUGUACAAGCGAGACAGGGCCUUGAAGCAGCAGAAGAAGGCUUUGAUACGAUCCAACGGGUUCAAGCUGGAGAGCGCGGCCCCCCCGGCGGCCUCCCCCCUGCAGACUGACUACGGCUUUCCCGGCAGCCUGCACACGCUGCCGGCCAUCUCCAAGAGCCUGCUCCCCUCCACCCCGACCUCCAUCCCCCAGUCAGACUAUGAGGGCAACCUUUACGCGCCAAACUCUUUGGGCAUGGCCAUGCAGCCCCACGUCCCGCUCAACGCGCAGUACCAGUACGCGGCCUUCCCGAACCGGGCCAUCAAGGCCGAGUGCCCAGACUACACCAGCUCCCCGGAGUCUUUGGCCGGAUACCCGUACCCCGACGCGUACCCGUCGGCCUCCCCGCAGCCGCCCGGCCUCCCCCCGCUGGUCCUGGAGCUGCUGCGCUGCGACCCGGACGAGCUGGCCGUGCAGAACAAGAUCGUCGGCCACCUGCAGCAGGAGCAGAGCGGCCGCGGGAGGCUGGACAAGCCCAGCACCUUCAGCCUCAUGUGCCGCAUGGCCGACCAGACCCUGUUCUCCAUCGUGGAGUGGGCCCGGAGCUGCAUCUUCUUCAAGGAGCUCAGGGUGGGAGAUCAAAUGAAGCUCCUCCACAACUGCUGGUCUGAACUUCUGGUCCUGGAUCACAUUUUCAGACAAGUGCAGCAUGGAAAGGAAGACAGUAUUCUGCUGGUGACUGGCCAAGAGAUCGAAAUAUCGUCCAUCCUGUUACAAGCUGAGGGAAGUCUGUCCAGUCUGGUCCAGAGAGGUCAAGAGAUGGCCGCGAGGCUGCGGGCGCAGCAGGUUGACCGUCGAGAGAUCGCCUGUUUAAAGUUCCUCCUUCUGUUCAACCCCAACGUGAAGCUGCUGGAGAACCAGGCCUUUGUGGAAGGCGUCCAGGAGCAGGUGAACAGCGCCCUCCUGGAGUACACGCUGUCCACCUACCCCCAGUUCCAGGACAAGUUUAGCCAGCUGGUGGUGCGGCUGCCGGAGCUCCGCUCCCUCAGCACGCAGGCCGAGGACUACCUGUGCUACAUGCACGUGAGCGGAGAAGUGCCCUGCAACAACCUGCUGAUCGAGAUGCUGCAUGCCAAACGAGUGUGUGUGUGAGAGCCAUCACGUGUCGUACGUCUAAGUUCGUAUGUGUGUGUUUGCGUGUGUGCGUGAGUGUCAGGGAAUAACAGAAAAGACUGAAAAAUCUAAGACCCAAUUUCAAACCGCCAUGCCGUUUUUAGGGCUUUUGCUUGAGUUAGAAAGGGAGAGAAUGUUCUUUCGAGAUUGAAAUGACGCGCAAGAUCGGG
This is a messenger RNA of Menidia menidia (Atlantic silverside), 1881 nucleotides long. The record is from the annotation of a GenBank genome assembly. NCBI's taxonomy places the organism in Eukaryota, Metazoa, Chordata, Actinopteri, Atheriniformes, Atherinopsidae.